Fusarium graminearum PH-1 is the source of this 693-nucleotide messenger RNA. RefSeq lists its product as uncharacterized. Bases 1 to 693 code for a protein of 230 amino acids. The record is from RefSeq and is a predicted model, not a curated record. NCBI's taxonomy places the organism in Eukaryota, Fungi, Ascomycota, Sordariomycetes, Hypocreales, Nectriaceae. The transcript has 2 exons.
AUGUCGUCAAUAUCCUCCCUCUGCGACUCUCUCCAGACCUCAACAGUCCACGUCGUCGAUGGCCUCCGCAGCUUCGUCACGUCUUACCCGCAAGCGCGUCUAGACCUGGCUUCUCUGUCGCGCGAGCUCGCAGAGCUGCAGAUGGUGGCGAGAUUGCUUCACCACAACGCCCAAGCUCUCGAUACCGACGCUGACCUGAACUUGCCCACGAGGCUGGACGGUGCGCUCAAAGGCGUCGUCAGUGAGGCUGGCGAAUUGAUUGAGGAAGCCGAGGAAGCCUUGGAUCUCGACAAGGAGGAGGAGAGAACGCAGAGCUGGCUUGAGCAUACCGCUGAACGAUUGUCGGCUUUUGCGAAAUUGCUAGAGAGUUUGAGAAGUUCCAUGAGUUUGGGCUUGGAUUGUGUGUUAUUAGUUAUCAAUGCUCAGCCUCAUGAUGGACAGAGAGAACUUCCCGGUUACAGCAGUUCUCAAAUCCUCCAGGAAGCGUCUACUCUACGCUCAAAAUACCUCGGAGAGUCAGACAGCGAAGACUACCGCGUUGAAAGCCAACGAACCAUCAUUACUGAAUUCCUGGAAGCUGUUCACGAUUUUAUCUCAGACAGCUCCUCUGCUGUGCCUCCUCCUCCACCAGCCGACUAUGAAGAAAGCAGAGAUGUCAGCAACAGCAACAGCAGCUUCGCCAACCCUGAGUAG